This is a messenger RNA of Manis javanica (Malayan pangolin), 1751 nucleotides long. Its product is annotated as platelet glycoprotein VI. Gene Ontology annotation, cellular component: plasma membrane. Lineage: Eukaryota; Metazoa; Chordata; Mammalia; Pholidota; Manidae. Gene Ontology annotation, biological process: immune response-regulating signaling pathway. The record is from RefSeq and is a predicted model, not a curated record.
CCUGCGGCCUCCCUCUGGGCAUGAGCUCGGGAGGGUGGAGAACCAUGGCCCCUGGCCCCACCGUUUUCUUCUGCCUUGGGCUGUGCCUGGGGCACGUGACACAGGAUCGGAGCGGCCUGCUGCCCAAGCCCUCCCUCCGGGCCCUGCCCAGCUCCCUGGUGCCCCUGGGGAAGCCGGUGACCCUCCGCUGCCAGGGGCCCCCGGGCGUGGACUUGUACCGCCUGGAGCAGGUGGGGUCAAAGUACCACGACCUGGCGGUCCUCUUCAUCCCAGCCAUGCGGGAGACUGAUGCCGGGUGUUACCGCUGCUCUUACCAGAAUGGGAGCAGCUGGUCCCCUGCCAGUGACCAGCUGGAGCUGGUCACCACCGGAGCUUAUGACAAGCCCUCGCUCUCCGCCUGGCCCAGCCCCGCGGUGUCCCUGGGAGAGGAUGUCACCCUGCACUGCCAGAGUCACUAUGGCUUUGACCAGUUUGCUCUGCACAAGGAGGGGGACACUGCGCCCUACAAGGGACCCGAGAGGUGGUACCGGGCUGAUUUCCCCAUCCUUACGGUGAUGGCUGCACACAGUGGGACCUACCGAUGUUAUGGUUUUUUCAGCAGUCGCCCCUACCUGUGGUCGCCCCCCAGCGACCCCCUGGAGCUCGUGGUCACAGAGAUCUCUGUGACCCCCCGCCGGUUACCCCCAGAACCACCUUCCGCUGUGACAGAGCCUUCUAGGAAUACCACCGUCCUUCCCAAGGGGACAGCUUCUCCAGCUGGCCUCGCCCACCAGUACUACACUAAGGGCAACGUGGUCCGGUUAUGCCUCGGGGCUGUGGUUCUGCUGCUCCUGGUGGGCCUUCUGGUAGAAGAUCGGCACAGCCGACAGAAACGCCGGCCUCUCCGGGUCAGAGCUGUCCACAGGCCGCUCCCACCCCUCCCAUAGAGGCUGAAAUCCCCCGGGCAGCAGGACAGAGGUCGACCGGAUGGUCACAACCCUGCACGCCACCGUUAGAACCCCAGGCUUUGCCAUAAGUACGAGAUGGGUCACGGGACGGGGAGGGGACGUAAGACCGCGUGUGGGUGUGAGAGCGGGAGGGUGGAGGCCCCAGCCGUGGAGGAGGCGCUGCAUCAGGGAGAUGCCAAGUCCGCGUCCGGCUUUCCCACCAGGGAUGCCCUUUGGGAGGAAGGGGCCUAGUGGGUGCCCGCAUGUCCUCCCAGGUCCCUCGCACAUUGUGGAUCUUACGGCAGCCUACCUGGAAGGUCAUACUUAGGUCCUUCUCCAACCUUCUCUGGUAGGGGCUCCAGAUGGGCUCUCACAGCUGACCCAGUUCCGUCCACUUCCCCAAGGGCCCCCACACUCUUGUCUGGUUAGCCACAAGCCCCCCCUCACUCUAACUCCACCCUAAGCUGCGCCCUAAGUCUCCUUUGUUAUUUCGAAUGGGUCUGGAAUAUAAUACCAUAGAACAGACAUGUCAGUGGCUUCCCUUCAUAUGAGAAAAAGAAUCCAAAGUACUAACCUCGUCCCGAUGGCCAGGAUAGGCAAGCUGGGGGGGAAUAACUCGGUAUGGGGUUGCCUUUGGGAAGAUUUAUCAGGCAGCUACCCGUGCAGGCCAAGAAACAGCAGAACUGGGCAGGGACGGGCAAGGUGGACAGAAAUCAGUGCAGUCACGGACGUUUCUGUCCCGCUUUCUCCCCACCCCACUGCCCUGGGCUAAGUUCUCUCCAAAUAAAGUAUCUUUUCUCUGAGUUUGAUCAGAAGCCAUUAAUA